Molecule: messenger RNA, 396 nt
Organism: Striga asiatica
Lineage: Eukaryota; Viridiplantae; Streptophyta; Magnoliopsida; Lamiales; Orobanchaceae
Source: the annotation of a GenBank genome assembly
AUGGACCAGAAAAUGAAAAGGCCAAGCAAACAUCAAAGCCCAAAUAGCAAGGCCAAGAAGAAAGGCCCACUCAAAGUUGUGUACAUAACAAAUCCUAUCAAGUUCAACGCCACCGCCUCCGAAUUCCGGGCCCUGGUCCAGGAACUCACGGGCCGAGACUCCGACCCGCCGGAUUCAACCGGGUUCGGGCCGGGUCGAGAUGGGUCGGUCAAGGCUGCGGUGGGAAUCGAGGCGAAGACGGGCGACGGGUUUUUUGAUGGGGCGCAAAACGUGCUGGAUCCAUUUGGGUUUGGGCUUUGCGGCCCGGUACAGAUGGUGGAUAGCUUUCAGGGGCUAAUGGCUUCUGGGUUUUGGAAUCAAGGUGCUGAUUUUGGUAUUGAUGACGGGUUCAAAUAA